Molecule: messenger RNA, 749 nt
Organism: Oryza sativa Japonica Group (Japanese rice)
Lineage: Eukaryota; Viridiplantae; Streptophyta; Magnoliopsida; Poales; Poaceae
Source: RefSeq, a predicted model, not a curated record
CCACCUAGUAUCGGAAAAUAAGAAAUCGAUCGGAAAGAAAACCCUAGAAGCGAAGCGGAGAGAAAGCAAUGGCGUCCCUGAGCAAGCGCGGCGGCGGCGGCGGCGAAGGGGAGGGCAUCCUGGCGUCAUGGAUGGCGGCGCAUGGGCGCGAGGCGGCGAGCAGGGCGAAGAAGGUGGUGCGGAGCACGGGGAAGGCGGCGUGGAUCGCGGGGACCACCUUCCUGGUCCUCGUCGUCCCGCUCAUCAUCGAGAUGGAUCGCGAGCAGCAGCUCAACGACCUUGAGCUCCAGCAGCAGGCGCUCCUCGGGCCCGCGCCCCUCAAAUGAUCCAUCCAUCCAUCCUUAACUUCUACUAAUAGUGUUCUUGCCUGUCUAGUCAGACAAAUCAAACUUCUUGUUUUCAUUAAUUUCACCAUUAUGCUGCUCUGAUGAGAUGUCGUCGCCGCUUUCCUUUCCUGAUGUUACUAUUUUUCACGCUCAUCUUAUCAUGCCAACUAUAUUUCGUUCUGUGCGAUUCCUGCGCCUUGUGCCGUUUAUUCUUUCUCGUCAUAUGCUGCUGUGAUGAGAUUUCGAUUUGCAUCGACCAGGGUUACUUUUUUUUUUAUGGAUUGACAUCUCCAGGUUUAUGAACAACAGUUACUAUAAUAAUUAAGGUUUUCUUUUUGUAAAAAAACAGUAUGGUCUCUGUAAUAAAAAGGAGAACAUUGUACUCCAGUUUAUAAAGUUGGAUCACAAAUGGGAACUUAUGAA